AUGGAGGACCGAUUCGAGGUCCGUUCGGCUCGCUCUAACACAACCUUCAAUGAUGUGGUUGGGGUGGACGAGGCCAAGAAGGAGCUUGAAGACAUCGUUGCGUACUUGAAGGACCCAGCCAAGUUCACUCGUCUCGGGGGGAAGAUGGCAAAGGGAGUUCUGCUCUGGGGCCCUCCUGGCACCGGCAAGACCCUCCUGGCCCGGGCGAUAGCUGGGGAGGCAGGCGUGCCCUUCAAGUACGCCUCGGGGUCAGAGUUUGAAGAGAUGUACGUGGGUGUGGGUGCGAGGAGAGUGAGAGACUUGUUCCAAGCAGCGAAGAAGUCGCUGCCUUGCAUCGUGUUCCUCGACGAGAUCGAUGCCAUCGGCAGCUCCAGGUCCAUGACCGACCAGCAGUCUCUGCGUCAGACGCUGAACCAGAUCCUGACGGAACUUGACGGCUUCACCUCAUCGGAAGGACUGAUUGUCAUUGCUGCCACCAACUUUCCCGAAGUCUUGGACAAGGCAUUGCUCCGUCCGGGUCGCUUUGAUCGCCACAUCGAGGUCCCGAACCCUGACGUGAAGGGCAGAGAAGAUAUCUUGAAGCUGCAUUCCCGCAACGUCACGAUUGCCCCUGACGUCGACCUCCACAUCGUUGCUCGCGGCACGCCUGGCUUCAGCGGCGCAGAGCUGGCUUCUCUGGUGAACAAGGCAGCAUGCAAGGCGGCUAAGGACGACAAGAUGCACGUGUCGAUGGCGGACUUCGAGUACGCUAAAGAUCUCAUCCUCAUGGGAUCGGAGCGAUCAAGCUCCAUCUACUCCGACGAGAACCGAAAGCUAACUGCUUUCCACGAGGGGGGGCAUGCGCUGGUAGCGUGCUACACUGACGGUGCCCUCCCCGUCCACAAGGCCACCAUCGUUCCACGCGGUCAGGCUUUGGGUAUGGUGAUGCAGCUUCCAGAGAAGGAUAUGACAAGCUGGAGCAGAAGACAAAUGAUGGCGGAGAUGGACGUGUGUAUGGGAGGGAGAGCGGCUGAGGAGCUCAUCUUCGGGGUACACAACAUCACAUCAGGAGCGACUUCGGACCUUGAGAGGGCCACUUCGAUCGCCUGCAGCAUGGUGGAGAAGUUUGGGAUGAGCCGCCGAGUAGGCCUGGUGGCCUACGGCGGGGGGGGAGGACGAGGCCAUCGUGGAGGAGGGCGAGGGAACCGAGGGAGUGAAAUGAGCGAAGAGACCCGGGCGAUCGUUGACGAGGAGGUCAGGAAGCUCACGGAAGCCUCGUAUACUCGCGCCAUGAAGCUGCUCAAGUCCAAACGAGCGGCUCUCGACGCGCUUGCGGCUGCGCUGUUGGAGCAUGAGACGCUGUCCGGAGACCAGGUUCGAGAGAUCUUGAGCGAGUCGGAGAGCCAAGAAUGGGGCGUCGUGAAGCACUUGUACUCCAUGCUGACCAGCAGAGUCGUUCCGAGGAAGGCAGCGAGUUUCGCCGAGAAGAAGCAAAUGAAGAAGAUGGAGGAGAGGCUUCAGUCCAUGGAGGAUCAGAUCAAGACGCUCAGCAACAUUGCUUCGCAACUGAUGGAUCUCACGGUCGUCAUUGAGAAGCAAGGGUCUGCUUCCGCCGCUGCAUGAGAGCUUCGUCCAGUGUUGUAGUAUUUAGCAUGAUCCUGACAUAAAUUUGAUGGUC
Molecule: messenger RNA, 1657 nt
Organism: Guillardia theta CCMP2712
Lineage: Eukaryota; Cryptophyceae; Pyrenomonadales; Geminigeraceae
Exons: 9
Coding region: 1-1602 (533 amino acids)
Biological process (GO): proteolysis
Cellular component (GO): membrane; chloroplast thylakoid
Molecular function (GO): ATP binding; metalloendopeptidase activity; ATP-dependent peptidase activity
Source: RefSeq, a predicted model, not a curated record